Myotis daubentonii (Daubenton's bat) is the source of this 2220-nucleotide messenger RNA. RefSeq names its product keratocan (gene KERA). Gene Ontology annotation, molecular function: protein binding. NCBI's taxonomy places the organism in Eukaryota, Metazoa, Chordata, Mammalia, Chiroptera, Vespertilionidae. The record is from RefSeq and is a predicted model, not a curated record.
CCGGUCAGAGUAAGCUUUAUUUUUUAUCACAGGAGGCUUGUCAGCAUGAAAUAAAAACAAAUUACUUGAGGCAAAGAUUUUUUUUUUUCCUUAACUGAGUUUCAGCAAACUUCAGACCCAGACACAGGACUCAACGGUAUAUUUCCUGGACAGCAAGGUGCUAUCAUGGCAACCACAAUCUGUUUCCUCAUCUGGGUGGCAUUCAUAACAGAUUCUGUGUGGACUCGAACUGUGAGACAGGUCUAUGAGGUCCAUGAUCCAGAGGAUUUUAAUGAGCAAGACUUCGAUUGUCCCAGGGAAUGUUUCUGUCCCCCCAGUUUUCCUACUGCUUUAUACUGCGAAAAUCGUGGUCUCAAAGAAAUCCCUGCUAUUCCUUCAAGGAUCUGGUAUCUUUAUCUUGAAAACAACCUGAUAGAAACCAUUCCUGAGAAGCCAUUUGAGAAUGCCACCCAGCUGAGGUGGAUCAAUCUAAACAAGAACAAAAUAACCAACGAUGGAAUUGAAAGAGGAGCCCUCAGCCAACUAAAGAAGCUGCUUUUCUUAUUUCUGGAAGAUAAUGAGCUAGAGGAGGUUCCUUCUCCAUUGCCAAGAAGUUUAGAGCAAUUACAAUUAGCUAGAAACAAGGUGUCUAGAAUUCCUCAAGGGACCUUUAGCAAUCUGGAGAACCUGACCCUUCUUGACCUGCAACACAAUAAACUAUUAGACAAUGCCUUUCAAAGGGACACCUUUAAGGGACUUAAGAACCUCAUGCAGCUAAAUAUGGCCAAGAAUGCCCUGAGGAAUAUGCCACCAAGAUUACCAGCCAACACAAUGCAACUGUUUUUAGACAACAAUUCCAUUGAGGGAAUACCAGAAAAUUAUUUUAAUGUGAUCCCUAAAGUGGCCUUCUUGAGACUCAACCACAACAAGUUAUCCGAUUCAGGUCUCCCUUCUAGUGGUUUUGAUGUGUCAUCCAUUCUGGAUCUCCAGCUGUCUCACAACCGACUCACAAAGGUGCCCCGAAUCAAUGCUCAUCUGCAGCACCUGCACCUGGACCAUAACAAAAUUAGAAAUGUGAACGUCUCUGUAAUAUGUCCUGCCACUACCACACUGCCUGCAGACCAAGACUCCUUCAGUUACGGACCUCAUCUGAGCUACCUGCGUCUGGAUGGAAAUGAAAUCAAACCACCAGUCCCAAUGGAUUUAAUGAAUUGUUUCAGGCUCCUUCAAACUCUCAUUAUUUAAACACAUUUUCAACAAUCUAAAAUUGAUUUAAUACACUAAUAUUUCCGACACGAUAUUUGGAUAAUAUUCAUAGGUUUAAAACAGAAAUCACAUUUCCAGUUGUUCUAGGCCGCCAUUUUCAUCUGUGCAGUUUAGUUUUUCUAUUCAAAGAGGCUUCUUUCACAGUAGAAUAGACUAUUUUUUUAAGAGAGAGAGAGAGAGAGAGAGAGAGAGACAUGAGUUGCCUCCUGUACAUUCCCCAACCAAGGACUGAACCUGCAACCUGGGUAUGUGCCCUGACUGGGAAUCGAACCCACAAACAUUUGGUGUAUGGUACGAUCUCCAGCCAACUGAGCCAUCUGGCCAGGGCCAGCCUACAAUUUUUAAAUAAAUAAAACAGACACAGAGUUAAGUAAUUAACUCAAAGAUAUUUUUUGUCUCUUUCACAGUGUAUUAAUACCAAAUAAUGCAAUUGUAUUGUUGUGCCAUAGAAAGAACAUAUCUGUUUGCAUAUGUUCAAAAUUGCUUAUGCAGAUACUAUAUUUACCAUAGAAAUAUAGUAACCUAAUAAGAGAUAGGACGAUCUGUAGAAAAUAAAAAAAUGAGACCUUUUAAAUUAUAAUUAUAAAGAAAUGAUUAAAUUCAGAUAGCUAAGUAGUUUUUGUAGGUUGAAGUUUAGUAUUUAGUCCAAAAAUAGGUAUGAAAUACAUCAAGUACUUCAUGAGAGAGUUUUUUAGUCAUUUAAUACCAAAUGUCAGAGCAACAGCCAUUUUUAGUUUACUACUAAUUUCUGUAGCCGCUGUUCCUAGAUAUAGUACAAUGAACUCCAGCAAUUAAACGCCUACAUUUUUUACACUUAUUAUAACACAUUUCUGACAGAAUCUUAUUAUUUUAACAUUUGAAAUCCACUUGAAUUGCAGUGUUCAGCUCAUAUAUUUGUCAAUAUUUUCUUGGAUUUUUAAAAUAAAAAGAGUGAAUGCUUUCUAACAAAAUGGAACUCUUUAUUUCAGAUUUAUU